Messenger RNA from Fusarium poae, 1893 nucleotides. RefSeq lists its product as uncharacterized. Gene Ontology annotation, biological process: protein dephosphorylation. The transcript is spliced from 3 exons. Gene Ontology annotation, molecular function: cation binding; protein serine/threonine phosphatase activity. The record is from RefSeq and is a predicted model, not a curated record. The coding region runs from base 1 to 1893 and encodes 630 amino acids. Lineage: Eukaryota; Fungi; Ascomycota; Sordariomycetes; Hypocreales; Nectriaceae.
AUGGCACCGUUCACUCGCGCCGCUGUCGAUUCAACACUUGCCCCUGCAGUUCAGCUCCUUAGGAUCACAGCUCGACCUUCAGUGACCCCGAACCGUCUCGGUUCCCACCAGCGAAGCGACGCGCAAUAUGGGACAUUAAAUACUUUUGGCUGUCUGCGCCGACCCUCUCGGCUUACACGUCCGAAGUCGCAGCCCAGCCAAUUAUCUCUGUCGACACUCGAAACACAUAAUCGAAGAGAGUUUCAUACUUACUUUGUGACACAUCUGCCUUCGUCUUCCGUUCAUCCCGAUUCUCGUUCGAUAGGACCCGGCCACAAGCUCCCUCGCGAUGCUGCAACCCCUCACACUCCAAGUGCUGGGCCUGUCCCCGCUGUCGCCCCGCCUUACAUCCCGUCAACCCGAGAUUUGACUGUAGUACGAAUUCCAAUGCGGAGGGCAAAACAUCAUCUGGGAGUCGCGACAGAUCGGGGAAGCCGUCCCUAUAACGAAGAUCGAGAACAGGCUGGCACAAUCAGCCUUCCAGCCUUUGCCAAGAGGGCACCCAGGAGCGUAAAGCACAACCCAGGAGAGGCUACAGCUGCGGACAGCGCUUGGGGAGACCCUCAGAUAUUUUACUUUGGUGUUUUUGACGGACAUGGUGGUAGCGAAUGUGCUGAUUUUAUCCGCGAUGAGUUGCCAGGGUAUAUUGAGAAGGCAUCGGAAGAAUUCGGGCUUCAGAGCAGUUUGCGCAAGAAAAAACCAAGUCGUGAAGGGCAACCUGAGAGUACUCCCUCGACGAAACGCGAGGCUCUUGAUGCAGUCCACAUGAAAGGACCGGAAGAGGUCAGGCACGAAAUGAAUGUACCUGAUACAAACAGCGGUGCUAUCUCUGAAAAGCCAGUGCAUGGAGAGCGAAUACACAGUGCAACAUCACCGCCCGCCGAAGUCUCAGACCUUGCAAAAGCAAUACGUAUGGAGAAGAACUUGGUCAAGGAAUACAGAGACACUGUCGGCGGUUACUUCAGGCGCUUUCACCCCGAACACUUUGUUCUCUCACGAGAUGAAUUCGCUGUAGAAGGACGCAAGAUUACGAUCGAAUCGGUGCUUGCGUAUGCCUUCUUACGUGCGGAUCUGGAUUUUGUAUCAGCCCAAGCACGAAAGGUCGACCCCGAAGAUGCGAAAGGAUCCGAUGAUACCCCUGUCAACAACGACGAGGUCUUUGGCCACCCGUCUACGCCCUCUGGUCAUGGCAUAGGAGGUCCGGCAAGAUUCAAAGGAGGUUCUACGGCCUCGAUAGCCCUCAUUUCUACACCAACGCCCGCCCCCUUUUGGCAUCCAGCAGCCCAGAGCACGUUACUUUGCGCGCAUGUUGGAGAUAGCCGUAUACUUCUUUGCGACACCGCUACUGGCUUAGCUCAGCCUUUGACAUCCGAUCACCAUCCCAGUAGCCCGACCGAGAGUCGACGGUUACGACGAUAUGCACCUGCUGGAUCAAUGGUUUCUGGCGAUAGUUUCGGCGAGGAACGCAUUGCCGGCUUGGCCAAUAGUCGCGCUUUCGGAGAUAUGAAAAGCAAGCGCAUUGGUGUCUCGGCUGAACCAGAGCUUACGCGGGUUGAGAUGGGCCCUGCACAAUACUCUUUCCUUGUCCUAAUGACGGAUGGUAUUUCAGGAACUCUUAGCGAUCAGGAGAUCGUCGACGUUGUUAAAGAGGCUCGCACGCCUGAGGAUGGCGCUCGUAACAUCGUCAAGUAUGCCACCGAAGUUUCCUCCGACGGCGAUAAUGCGACAUGCCAAGUGGUACGCCUGGGCGGCUGGGAGCGUCGAUCUGAAGGUGGACUGGGAAGUCUUGGGACCAAGGAGGUCCGUGAUGCCCGCAUUGCAGAAGCUCAAGAUCCACGACGAGGGAAGAGGUGA